This is a messenger RNA of Athalia rosae (coleseed sawfly), 3210 nucleotides long. Its product is annotated as endoplasmic reticulum metallopeptidase 1-like. Gene Ontology annotation, molecular function: metalloexopeptidase activity. The record is from RefSeq and is a predicted model, not a curated record. Lineage: Eukaryota; Metazoa; Arthropoda; Insecta; Hymenoptera; Athaliidae. The transcript is spliced from 7 exons. Bases 451 to 3090 code for a protein of 879 amino acids. Gene Ontology annotation, biological process: proteolysis.
UGCUUCGUCAUACACAGUUCAUAUCGGUCAGGUUAGAAGAAAAAUUUCAUUUUAACUGUGACGAACAUCAUGUGUCAUUGAGAAAGUAUUUCCAAAUAACUUAAUCUCGUUGAUUUACAAUAUGGCAAUACCGUCCAGCUUUGCCAGUUCAGAUACUAUCAUCAAAUUUACAAGGCCAGGUAGUAACGUAUAAAAGGUUUCUUCAAUCAUGGAAGAUUGGCAAUUGUAUUUCACUCAUAGCAUAAGGUUGUAUAAUCAAAAAGUUAAUGAUAAAAAUCAUUUAUUGGCUGCACAGUGUACCGCGUGCUUGUGCCUCAUCAUUCAGAAUUUUGGAUUUCAAUAGUGAUACGGAAAUAGUGAACAAAGAUAUGCAUUUUAUGUAAAUGAAAAGAUCCCAAGAGAAGAGGAGACGCGCGUUAUAGACGUACUCGUGAAGAUCCAGGAUACAGUAUGGUAAACUUACCCCGUCGCAAGGAAACCCUUUACUCUGUUACCUCAGAUGACUCUGAGUAUGAUGAAGACAAUAGGAGAAAAGACUUGGUACCAAGUUUGUGGUGUGGGCUGACGAUGUUGUUGGUACUACUAAUCAGCAUGAGUCUUCAGCAUUAUUUCUUAAAUGGACUACCGAAGGCCCUUAAUGUGAAUGACAUAGUAGCUGGAAAAGAUCUUUUUAUUACUGAGAGAGCAAAGUCUGAUUUAAUUGGAUUGGCGCAAAUAGGGGAAAAAGUAGUGGGAAGUUAUCAGAACGAAGUAUUAGCUGUGGAGUAUCUACAGCAUCAUCUGCAACAAAUUCAAACGCACGCAACAAAUGGGAAGAGUGUUCAGAUCAGUUUUGCAAGAGGUAGUGGCGCCUACCUGGUAUCUGGAUUCGUCAAUGUCUACACCAACAUUGGAAACGUCCUCGCAAGAUUAUCGGAUGGAAAUAGUUCCAGCAUAGCUCUGUUGGUCAAUUGCCAUUAUGAUUCACAUCCUUCUAGUCCAGGAGCUAGUGACAAUGGAAUCAACUGUGCAGUAAUGCUAGAAGUACUUAGAGUAUUAUCUCAAAGUACAACUACAUUGGAUCACGAUAUUAUUUUUCUUUUCAAUGGCGGGGAAGAAAAUCCAUUACAAGGAUCUCAUGCAUUUGUAACAACACAUCCAUGGGCAGCUGAUGUACGAGCGUUUAUUAACUACGAUUCAGCAGGACAUGGUGGCAGGGAGACUCUCUUUCAAGCUGGCCCAAAAAAUUCAUGGCUUAGCGCCUACUAUGCCUCAUCAGUUCCACAUCCACAUGCAUCUGCAGUCAUAACAGAUGUUUUUGAGAGUGGCUUAGUCCCAUCAGAUACGGAUUUCAGAAUAUUUAGGGAUUUUGGUAAUCUCCAUGGCUUAGAUAUGGCUUAUUACGCAGGGGGACAUGUUUAUCACACGUUAUAUGAUGACUAUCACAUAAUUCCCGAUGGAUGUUAUCAACAUACCGGAGAUAACAUGAUGGCCCUGGUAAAAGCAUUGGGUAAUGCACCGGAACUGGCUCAAGAUUCUGUCGAUGGAGAUGCAUUAUUUUACGAUUUUCUUGGAUUAUUCAUCAUUCGAUAUUCUACAACCGUCUCAAUUAUCCUAAACAUAGUGGUAGCACUUUUGGGCCUUGUUUCACCAUUUUGGCCUGAUGCAGGUUGCAGCAUGAAAGACAGAGCUAUAAGUCUCGGUGCGAGCUUAUUCUGUCAAAUAUUGGGAAUAGGCUUGGGGUUUGGGCUCUCUGCCUUAGUUGGCAUGAUACUUGACUGGUCGGAUAACGCAAUGACCUGGUAUGGGAAGCCGUGGCUGCUGAUUGGCUUGUUCGUCGUUCCAAGCAUGCUUCCUAUGCUGGGUGUAAAUUGGGCCCUGACUGCUCGACCAAUAGAGCAGGUGAUCUCAAGCCGUUUAGGAACUGGGCAACGGGCACAGCAGAAUACUCAGGCUGUGGGGAUAUUUUGGGCAAUUAUUUUAAUUGUACUUACAGGUAUUGGUUUGAAAUCAGCCUAUAUAAUCGCAAUGAUUGUGGGCUUUGUCUCUGCAGCUAAUGUUAUUACUUCUGUAUUCAAGCUACAAAGAAUUGUGCAAGUUUGGCUUGCAAUUUAUGUCUGCAUUGGGUUGAUCAUCCCAACCAUCUAUGUACUCUGGCUUGGAUCGAUGAUGACCAGUUUCUUGCCAAUAAUGGGUAGAUCAGGAUCAAACAUCAUUCCGGAUCUAUAUAUAUCUUUAAUUUAUGCAUUGAUAACAUCGUUGAUUGGCAGUUAUUGGGCACCCUUAAUUGCUGUCGUCAAAAAACCAGCUGUUUUGAUUUUUGGUUUCACGUUAGCUGCCGUUUUGACCAUCUUAGCAGCUACCAUCACACCUCUUGGUACUCCGUACAGUGUUGAUCUCACUAGCCCAAAGCCACAACGAUUCUGGCUCAUGCAUGUAGCACGAACCCUACAUGACAUUGAUGGUCAAGUAAUGCACAAUGACGCAGGUUUCUGGAUUCAAAAUCUAGAUAGAAAUGGCCCAAGAACGGUCAGAGAGUAUGUAUCUAAGAACACCACUGUGAAGGUUGUAGGAAAUACACCAGGAGAUACCUGCUUGGAUGCAAUAUUCUGUGGUAUGCCCCUCUGGAAAACAAGAGACCUUAAUAUGCUGGAAGAGAGCUUUUGGAUACCGAGCGAGCCACCGACAAUUCAGCAAUACCAACCAUCGUCUCUUACAGGCGAAUGGGUGAACACAACCGCUGAGUCGAGAAGACUGCUUCUUAAUUUAACAGGGCCAGACCACAUGGCCUUGUUCUUUUCACCUAGAGACGGAGUGACUAUAUCGAAUUGGUCACUUGUUGAUGGAAUUAAUACACCCAUAAUAGUGAAUGGUAGAUCCUUGCACUUUGUGGUUCACAAUUAUGCGGUAGAACCACAGGGUGCAACUGAGAUUUGGUUGGAUUUAGCAGUUUCCGAUGGAGUAAGUCCAGUAAUUGACAUUGCUUUGAAUGCUCACUAUUUGCAUAAUACUACAGCAACCAAAACGCCUUACGCUUCGAUUCUUGAACAGUUGCCAUUAUGGGCAGCUCCUCUCCAUUGGUCGUCGACUUACAAAUCCUACAUCUUUUAAGUUUUUUAUUCUACCUAUAGUUUCCUUGAUCUAGGCCCUUGAUACACCUUAGAUUACGACUUUCUAUGAAGCUUUAACCUUUACGAAGUAAGAAAAAGAUUAAAACUUUUUUAUUGUGAA